AUGUCUCCACGUCGAAAGGUGCGGAACAACAGUGGUUCGGGUCUGUUCAACACGUUAAUAAAUACUUUACCGGUGGAACUACAUUUACCGGGAUAUCAGUUUUGCGGUCCGGGAACCGAAUUGAAAAAACGUUUAUCGCUCGGGCAAACGGGGGUAAAUAAUUUAGACGCGGCGUGCCGCGACCACGACAUAGCGUACGAGGCCAGUAAUCUGUCCGGAGAUCGCGAAAAGGCGGACCGCGAAUUGGAAAAUCGUGCUUGGGAAAAUUUUAAGUCCGCUGACACGGGUUUUAGCGAAAAAGCCGCAUCGUGGGCCGUCACAACGGGGAUGAAGGCUAAACGUAGAGUCGGCCUCGGCGGUGGCGGUGGUGGCUGCGGGUUCAAAAACGUAGUCGGAGUGGCUAAAAAAGCUAUUAAAAAAUCCAUCAAAGCGUGUCCCGGAACGUCAAACAUGAGCAAAUUAAUUAAAUCCGGUAUCGCUGCGGCUAAGAAGUACACUCGUGGAAUCAAUACUACGUGUAAACCGCCUAGAGUUAUCAAAGUACCACGGACGGGCGGUGCUCUAGCGUUAAUACCGAUACUCUCGGGUCUCUCGGCGCUCGGCACGUUGGUCGGCGGAGUCGCGAACGUGGUCAAGGUUAUCCGAGGUAUUACCUCGAAGAGCAACGGUUCCGCAAUACAGUUGGGCGGUGGACUAUAUCUACACCCGUACUCGUCUAAGAGUGGUGGGAGUUAUAAAAUUGCUAAAUCUAUGAGGG
This is a messenger RNA of Sipha flava (yellow sugarcane aphid), 757 nucleotides long. RefSeq lists its product as uncharacterized. The record is from RefSeq and is a predicted model, not a curated record. Lineage: Eukaryota; Metazoa; Arthropoda; Insecta; Hemiptera; Aphididae. Gene Ontology annotation, biological process: arachidonate secretion; phospholipid metabolic process. Gene Ontology annotation, molecular function: structural molecule activity; A2-type glycerophospholipase activity.